Molecule: messenger RNA, 1458 nt
Organism: Trypanosoma grayi
Lineage: Eukaryota; Euglenozoa; Kinetoplastea; Trypanosomatida; Trypanosomatidae
Exons: 1
Coding region: 1-1458 (485 amino acids)
Biological process (GO): transmembrane transport
Cellular component (GO): membrane
Molecular function (GO): transmembrane transporter activity
Source: RefSeq, a predicted model, not a curated record
AUGGAUCAAGGGCUAAAGUCAUCCAAGUACAAGGCCUACGAUAUUGAGAGUAUACCUCAGGCGGAAAUUUACAAUCACGGCGGUGGUAGCUGGCCAAGCGAUGCAGUGAAUGGUGUACCGCUGUACCCCGAGGAUGCGCCUGGUAACCCACGACUGAGCCGCUUUGUGGUGCAGGGGUGCCAGGACGUCUGGGCCGCGGUGCUCUUCAUCGCCGCCAUUAUCAUGACAGUGGUAUGGGGCAGCGUGAAUAUGGCAACAUACACGCCGGUGUCGCUUCCCAACUCGGAUAGCGGAUCCACCCCGAAGUCCACCAAUGAGAUAAGCAUGACAACUAUUACGGUGCUGCUUACCAUAUUCGUUAUCUCCGUCGCUGGGGCGUGUGGAUCCCUUCUGCUGUUGGCCUACUUCCCACGGCAACUUAUUUUCAUUGCGAACGUCCUCACAGUGGUGCUAGCUUUGGUCGCUGCUGUGCUAGCUUUCAUUUCUGGCGUCGUUUUUGCGGGGGUUCUUCUUCUUUUCAUGUGCGUGCUGCAGGCCCUCUGGUUGUAUUUUGUACGGGACCGCAUUCCGUUCUCAGCAGAGCUGCUUAAGGCUGCCUCCGACGUGCUGAUGCGGUACAAGGCUGUGUUUAUGUUUAACUUUCUGCUGAGUGUGGUAUGCCUUGUGUACAUGUUCUUUUGGUCCGCCAUGGCGUUGCCCCCGGUGGAUCGCGUCAACCAGGAUAACGGGGGUGCGGGAGAUGGUCUGCUGAUCACGUUGUUCAUGCUGAUUUUCUUCUGGGUGGCACAGGUGGUACCCAACAUCAUGCACGUGACAACGGCGGGUGUGACGGCCACGUGGUACUUCGCCGGUGAGGGACGUAUGCCGAAGAAUCCGACGGCUGCAUCGUUCAAGCGCGCCACGACGACCAGCUUUGGCUCUGUAUGCUUUGGCUCACUCAUUGUCGCGUUCAUUCGCCUGCUGCGCUGGCUGAUGGAAAGCGCCCGCGAGAACCAAAAUGAAUUCAUUCGCUGUAUCACCAUCUGCAUCCUCUCGUGCUUGGAGAGGCUGGUGGAGUACUUCAACACAUAUGCCUUUGUGCACGUUGCGGUGUAUGGAUGCGGCUACAUCGAGGCUGCGAAGCGCACGUGGCAGCUGUGCAAGCAGUGCUUCUUCGCCGCCUACUUCAAUGACGCACUCAUCGGCUCCACUCUAAGCGUACUCUCACUUGGCGUGUCUGCACUCAUCGGUGUUGUGGUUGGGCUGGUGAUGAGUAGCGUUAUCUUUGGCGUGCUCGCCUUCAUCGUGUCGCUGCUGGUGCACCUGCUCUUUUUCACUGCAGUGGAGAGCGCGGUGACGACGUUCUUCGUCUGCUACGCGGAGGUGCCAGCGGGGCUGCAGCACUCCGCGCCGGAGCUCUACGCCGCACUGCAGAACACCGACAGGAACGGCACGAACAACAACGCCGCGGUACCGUAG